AUCCUGGUUCCUCUGCCACCAGCCACCUCCACCAGGCCACCUAAAUUCAACCGCAAGAAGGUCACAGUCAUAUACCUGAGGUGCACCCUUAGGGAAGUCCGUACCACAUUGGCCCUGGCCCCCAAAAUUGGCCCCCUGGGCCGAUCUGUCUCCAAAGUUGGUGAUGACAACAAGGCAACCUGUAAUUGGAAGGGUCUAAGGAUUACAGGGAAGCUGAACAUUCAGAACAGAUUGGCCCAGAUUGAAGUAGUACCUUCUGCCUCUGCCCUGAUGAUCAGAGCCCUCAAGGAACCACCAAGAGACAGAAAGAAGCAGAAAAACAUUAAGCACAGUGGAAAUAUCACUUUUGAUGAGAUUGUCAACAUUGCCCUACAGAUGCAGCACCAAUCUUCAGCCAGAGAACUCUCUGGAACCGUUAAGGAGAUCCUGGGGACUGCCCAGUCUGUGGACUGCAAUGUUGCUGGCCACCAUCCUCACAACAUCAUAGAUGACAUAAAUAGUGGCAUAGUGGAAUGCCCACAGCUCCUUAAGAACUGCAGAGGAAAAUAUUUCAAUAAAGGAUCAUCUGACAACCAAAACAAAACUUGUGAAGCUCUAAGGACUCUUAGAGUGCUCAAUACAGACAUUAAUUCUCUUGGCAAGAAUGUUGCCUUUAACCUGUUUGUUUACAACAAUGCCAACAGCAUGCUGGGUAACACUGCAGACUUCCAGUUUUGCCAUAGGAACAUUUGUGGGACAUUCCUUUUUGAAUAG
Messenger RNA from Leopardus geoffroyi (Geoffroy's cat), 753 nucleotides. RefSeq names its product 60S ribosomal protein L12-like. Gene Ontology annotation, molecular function: large ribosomal subunit rRNA binding; structural constituent of ribosome. Lineage: Eukaryota; Metazoa; Chordata; Mammalia; Carnivora; Felidae. The record is from RefSeq and is a predicted model, not a curated record. Gene Ontology annotation, cellular component: ribosome; cytosolic large ribosomal subunit. Gene Ontology annotation, biological process: translation.